CUUAUGCUAUGGAAUAUUCCCAUGUUCCUACGAGGGAGAAACGCUUCCAAAAACGCAGCUAAAUAAUAUUAUGUCUAUAUGACAUAAGGUUGUUAAGAUGGACUUUGUUAAAGAGGAGGGUGAAACCACUGCUGAUCAAGAACCCUGCACAAUGAGAACUGUAAAUACAGACCUGUUGGAAGUCAAUGAAGUGGAGGACAAACCCAAUCAUCUCGUAACUGUAGAAAAGUCUUUUACUUUCUCUGAGACUGAAGAGAAUUUCUCACAAAAAUGUGAUAAAAAAAAAAGACAGAGAAAGUGUUUCACAUGCCCUGAGUGUGAAAAAAUGUUCACACGUAAAGGAGACCUUAAUAGGCAUCUACGAAUCCACACCGGAGAGAAGCCUUUCACAUGCCUUCAGUGUGGAAAGAGUUUCACAUUGGCUGACAGUCUCAAAAAGCAUGAGCGCUCUCACUCCGGAGAAAGGUCAUUUGACUGCGACCAGUGUGGAAAAACAUUUAUUUUGCCUUCGCACUUAAAAAGACACCUUAUAAUUCAUGCAAAUUUGAAGCCUUACUUGUGUUCUUCAUGUGGAAAAAGUUUUUCACAGCUGGACUGUUUGAAAAAGCACCAGAAAACACAUAGCGGUGUGAGAGCUCACAUAUGCUUUGAGUGUGGGAAUACUUUUAUUACAGCCGACACCUUGAAACGACACCAAAGAAUUCAUACUGGAGAAAAACCCUACAUAUGCUCACACUGUGGAAAGAGUUUCACUCAAUCCGGACACCUGAAACAACAUGAGAGAGUGCAUUCUGGAGAGAAACCAUACUACUGCUCUUUUUGUGGGCGGAGCUUCAGUACAUCGAGGAAUCUACCGGCUCAUAUAAAAAAACAUUUUCCAGAUAUGUCACAGUAAGCAAACUUCAUCUUAAAGGCAAAUGCAUUUAAAGGGAUAGUUUGUGCAAAAAAAUGAAAAUCCCGUCAUCACUUACCCUCUUUUUGUUUUAAACCUGUAUAACUUAAGCCUAGAGUAUACUUCGGUUAGACGCAGGCGUCUGACAGUACACGUGAUGCAAAUGUCAUUGUCAGCAGAGUGCUCAGGCAUUGAACGUGUGCGGCCCGAUUUUUCUAACCGCGAAUACUCCAAACACGCCUGGAAUUAUUUGCACUAGUUGGUGGUUCCACAAGGUGGCAACACUCACAGUUGAGCUGUUGCUGUCACGAAGAAGUGCUAAAAGAAGAUGUAAUUGCCACUAAACAACAGGAGACGAAGGUGGAAACAACAACAGUGGAUGUGCACAUCAAGAGCGCACGUGUACCUGCAUUUGUAUAACUUGAGUCUGAAAGAAUUUAAAGACAUUUAUGGGUCUAAACUCCUGAAGAGAAAUAGUCCAGUGUAUCAUAGCAGUCGUAGCACACAUGCACUGUGUAUACGCACACAGUCAAAUUAAGUAUACUUUAAAAGGCUAGCGUUCAACUUUACACAGGCGCUAAGUGUUUGCGUCAAAACUGAAGUAUACUCUGGGCUUUAGUCCACAUCUACACUAAUACAGUUUCAUUUAAAAAUGCAUUUAUUUUGCUAUUUUAUGCCGCUCAUCCACACUAAAACAGCGUUUUCCUCCACCAAAAACAGAGUGCUUCCAAAUGCUCUCUAUUAACGCAUACUUUGCAAGAUGAUGUUUGAAAACAAAAAGUGGAGUUUUCAAACAAUAAUGGAUUCGUAGAAAAUGGAUAUGACUUUAAAAUUGCCUUUUCCUCCUUCAAAAAUGGAGCGUUUUGAAAACAUGCUCCAUAAUCACAUACUUUGGAAUAUGAUGAUGUUAGAAAACUAAAACGAAAAAAGAUUAGUGUGCAUGGGGCCUGGGUAGCUCAGCGAGUAUUGACGCUGACUACCACCCCUAGAGUCGAUAGUGCGAAUCCAGGUCUCCUAAGCAACCAAAUUGGCCCGGUUGCUAGGUAGGGUAGAGUCACAUGGGGUAACCUCCUCGUGGUCGCUAUAAUGUGGUUCUCGCUCUCGGUGGGGCGUUUGGUGAGUUGUGCGUGGAUGCUGCGGAGAAUAGCGUGAAGCCUCCACAUGUGCUAGGUCUCCACGGUAACGCGCUCAACAAGUCACGUGAUGCGCGGCUUGACGGUCUCCGAUGCAGAGGCAACUGAGAUUCAUCCUCCGCCACCCGGAUUGAGGCGAGUCAUUACACCACCACGAGGACUUAAAGCACAUUGGGAAUUGGGCAUUCCAAAUUAGGGAGAAAAAAAAAAGAUUAGUGUGCAUGUGGCCUUUAAGGUUGCCACCCGUCCAGGAUUUUCCAGGAUCGUCCUGGAGAUGCAAAAUGUCCCGGAAUUUCAGUAUUUUCCUGACGCAUAUGAACCCUUGUUUAUAAGCACACUAAGGAGAAUCAAAAGCAUUCUCAUAUGAAUCAUAAGAAAGUCAGAACACUUUUAGUGAACCAUUUAUUUAGAUCAUUGAGAUCGAGAUUUUUUACUUUUGUGUGAACAAUCUUUUAAACUUUAGUCUACUUACUAAUGCUUUAAUGUUUUGGAAAACGUCCAAAAAAAAUAAAGUCCUUUCUUUUACUGUAAGAUCUCAGUUUCAAAAUGCCUAGCUGUAAAAAAAAAAAAAAUAAUAAUAAUAAUAAUAAAAUAAAUAAAAAUAAAAAAGAAGCCUAUUUUUGAGAUUUACACAUUUAAAUUUCAUACCAAAUUUCCAUCAAAUUGAAUUUUGUGAUCUUUAUCGAAAUUAAAUUAGUAAAAAAAUGUAAUAUCUAAAAAAACGUUCACUUAAUUUUGUUAAAGAUUAUGCAGUUCAAUCUGAUGGAAAUUUUUAAUGAAAUUGAAAUGUGUACAUUUUGAAAUGCGUACUGUAAAUGUUUUUUAGAGAAUGUUUAUGUACAUUUAUUUGUUUUCCUUUGGUUUGAAUGUACAAAUGUUUUAUUUUUUAAACUUCAUACAUAACUUUAGACUUUAUACAUGCAUAUUUAUACAUUUUAAAACAUUUAAAUGUUCAGUGCGAACCAUAAACUCAAGACUAAUUUAAUUUCAUAACAAAAUUCCAUCAAAUUGAAUUUAGUAAUCAUUAAUAUUUAAAUUUUUAUUAAUUUAUGUUUGUUAAAAAUUACACAAUUUUAAUGGAAUUUUGUUAUGAAAUUGAAAUGUGUCUUUUAAAAAUAGGCUAAAAUAUGAUGUUAUUGUUUGAUUGAAUUGUAUGCUAUAAAUAUGGUAAUUUCCAUAUCAAACAAGGAGUAAACAAUCAUGUUUUAUUUCUUGUAUGAUGGCCAGCAGUACGUUUUUCAGUCAUUGAUCAGGUGGCAAUACUUUGGAAAACGAUGUUUGGAAAUGAAAACAGAAUGUUCAAACUUAGUGCAGGAAAACACCAUUCUGGUGUGGAUGAGAGUUGUAAUCGCAAAAUGUAUGUUUCCAAAUGAAAAAGUACUUUGCCUUACUUUCUUCUGUAGAACACAAAAAAAACAAAACAAUGUUAGGCAAAUAUUUAUCCCAGUCACUAUUCAUUUUCAAAGCCUCUAAAGUAUGGAAUCUACUUUUAAGUCACGGUUUAAAAAUGUUUUCUUUUUGUUUUUGCAUUCGCCUUUGAGUCUGGAAAAUGAUAAUGAGGACAUAUACUCUGAAAUGCUUGCAGUAUGUGUCUAAUGUCCUUCAUUAGUGGAGUUUUAACCUUGAUAUGUGUGCAUGUACUGAAGGUAUGUUGUAGUAAUUUUCAAAUUUUUGUCAUUUCUACUAAAUGUUUUAUUUAAUUGUGAAGCACUUUGGUCAGCUCUGUUGUUUUAAAUGUGCUAUAUAAAUAAAGUUGUGUUCAUUUAA
Messenger RNA from Myxocyprinus asiaticus (Chinese sucker), 3792 nucleotides. Its product is annotated as C2H2-type zinc finger protein. NCBI's taxonomy places the organism in Eukaryota, Metazoa, Chordata, Actinopteri, Cypriniformes, Catostomidae. Gene Ontology annotation, molecular function: RNA polymerase II cis-regulatory region sequence-specific DNA binding; DNA-binding transcription factor activity. The record is from RefSeq and is a predicted model, not a curated record. The coding region runs from base 98 to 895 and encodes 265 amino acids. Gene Ontology annotation, biological process: regulation of transcription by RNA polymerase II. The transcript has 2 exons.